This is a messenger RNA of Drosophila ficusphila, 842 nucleotides long. Its product is annotated as seminal metalloprotease 1-like. Gene Ontology annotation, biological process: proteolysis. Lineage: Eukaryota; Metazoa; Arthropoda; Insecta; Diptera; Drosophilidae. Bases 10 to 774 code for a protein of 254 amino acids. Gene Ontology annotation, molecular function: metalloendopeptidase activity; zinc ion binding. The record is from RefSeq and is a predicted model, not a curated record. The transcript is spliced from 2 exons.
UCGAUCAACAUGAGGACCUGGGCCUUGAUUUUAGCAGUUAUUUUCCUGGUCAACUCCUGCUUGGCUGCUCCUGCCAAUCAGCAGAGGAUUGAAACGGAUCCGGAGCUGACAGCUGGCUAUUUCGAGGGAGAUAUAGUGCUCGAUCCACAAGGAAGGAAUGGACUUAUCAACGAAGUGUACAGAUGGCCCGAUCGCACGGUGUAUUACUACAUUAGCCCAGACAUAGACACCGAGCACCGCAAUCACAUUAUUCGCGCUAUUCGCAUCAUCGAGCGAAGUUCUUGCAUUGUUUUCAAAGAGGCCACCACCGAUCAGCAAUACUUUGUCAAUGUCACGGGAUUCCCGGAAGGUUGUUACUCAUCCGUGGGCUUCCGUAAUCGGUCCCAACAGUUGAACCUGCAGACUUAUGCUCUGGACUCUGGUUGUUACCGCCUGGGAUCCAUUGUCCACGAGUUUCUCCACGCAUUAGGCUUCUAUCACCAGCAGAGCACGUGGGAUCGGGAUGAGUACGUCACAAUCGCCGAGGAGAACAUCACAGAGGGAAUGGAGCACAACUUCAACAAGUACGACAACGAAACUGUGGAGGACUACGGCGAACCCUAUGACUACUCCAGCGUGAUGCACUACACGGCGUAUGCGUUCUCCAAGAACGGAGAGAUGACUAUUGUGCCCCUGCAGGAAGGAGCCGAAGAACUAAUGGGUCAGCGAUUGCAACUCACCCAGUCUGAUAUUAACAAACUGAAUGUCAUGUACAAGUGCCCGAAGCAAGUGUAAAAUGGCACAAAUUUCAUAAAUAUUUUAUAAUUUCGGGUAAUAAAUUGAAAUACAAAAAGUAUGCAAAA